AAAAAGGAUAAAAUAGAAAGUUUUUAUAUAUACAUAUAUUUACGCUGAAUUUUUUUUUUUGCAAAUAAGUGAUUUGGUUACAAAUCAAGAGUAAAGAAUUUAACACUUACAAACUUUAAAAAAAUAUAUUCAACAAUUCAAAGUUUUUUGAAAAUGAAGAACAGCAAAUCUAAACUUUUAAAAAAUUAUUUUCCUAAAGUACAUGAAACUAUAAAAAUGCAUCAUUAUAGUCCUACUUUAAACAGCAAUGAAAAUUGUAGCAACAGUUUCAGAAAAGAAUGCUCAAAGCUUUGUCAUCAUUUAUCUCCCAAAAAAAUUCCUGUGAUUGACAGAUCAAAAACAAGCAUUCUUAAAAUGCAAAUUGAAAACAAGAAAGUAUCUUUAGAUGAAUGCAAAAAACAUUUUUUGAAAUUGAAAGAAGAGAAUGCUAUGUUAAAAUGUAUUAUUCUGCAGUUAGAAGAUAAUAUGUUUGUCAAUGGAAGCAGUACCCUUCAAGAAUUUGAGAAAAUUUCUUCUGUUCUUUCCUUAAACAGUAAAAAAUAUCCUUUUCUUCUAUUUAAUGAACAACAUCAGUUUGAGUUACUUAACAAAAAGUUAGAUGCAGUUUUAGACAAGUUCAACAGCAACAUAAAGAAAUUACAAGAUAAAAUAGAUGAAGAAAGACUAGUCUGUAAAUCAUUAAAACAAUUCAAGCAUGUUGAGUUUGAUGAAAACAAACAAAAGAUUGAAAAUUUAAAUAAUCAGAUUCAAGUAAUUCAAAAUGGCAAUCAAAAAGAAUACAAAUCAUUUCAAGAUAGUCACGAGAAAAGUUAUUCGUUUAUAAUGUCACGAAGAAAAUUGAAUAUUGAUCGCGUUAGAACAGGUUUUUGUCAAUUAGUAUCCUCAUCUAUGUCACCUGACAUGAUGCGCAUGGCAAGAGAAAACGUCUUGAUAAAAAAAGAAAUUGUAAUUCACAAAAAUGAGACUGAUCUUCUUUUGUCUGAUAUUGCAAUGUUAGAGCAACAAAUUCAUGAUCUUCAUUAGUUUUACUAGGUUCUUCAAAGUAAGCACGCAUAGUAACUGAAGACUUAUGAUCUCUUAGCGACAAUAUGCUAGAUGAUUUCCUUUUUUAUUUUUUUAAUGUAACAUUUUUCAUUUAGUUUGUGUUUCUUAUAUAUUAUAUGUACUAUACAAAUAUGUA
Hydra vulgaris (swiftwater hydra) is the source of this 1180-nucleotide messenger RNA. RefSeq lists its product as uncharacterized. Lineage: Eukaryota; Metazoa; Cnidaria; Hydrozoa; Anthoathecata; Hydridae. The record is from RefSeq and is a predicted model, not a curated record.